UUGUUGUGGUUUAAUUUUCCCUUUUUUGUUUAAGGAGUGUCUGUUACGCAUUUUUAUUUAGUUAUUUUAAUUUGAACGAAUUGUUUCGAAUUUGAUAAAAACAAUAACGAAAACCGUUAAUAAAGUGCAAUUUAAAUUGGCAUAAAACUGAACUUAUAACUUCUAUAAGAAGAAUUUUGAAAACUCCUAGAACCUUGCGAAUGCUGAACACCCAAGAAAAUUAAUAUUUAAAGCGCAUACGAUUACUUCAUCCACAAAAAAAUAUAAUCAACGUCCAGAAUGCAAAAAAAUCGGGACUAUGAAGGGGUGCCUCAAGAUGCUCCACCAAUUGUGAGACAACCACGAGCCACUAUGUCACCAGCAGAAGCUUGGAUGAGCAUUCCUAUUGGCAUACCUAACUGUCCAACUGGUCUAGAGUAUCUAACAGCCGUGGACCAGUUGCUUAUAAAGCAACAAGUGGAUUUGGUUGAAGUAUUCUUUGGCUGUGAAAUGAAAAACAAAUCAAAAAUAAAAAAUUCUGCUGGCGAAAAUGUCUAUUUGGCUGUGGAAGAUACACAUUGUUUGACUAGAAAUUUGUGCGGUUCUUGCCGGCCUUUCGAUAUUCAAAUUCUUGACAACUUUCAGAAUGAAGUGCUGCAUAUAUAUAGACCACUACGUUGCGAAUCCUGUUGCUUUCCAUGUUGUUUGCAAACAUUAGAAGUAUCUUCGCCGCCCGGAACGGUUAUUGGCAGUGUGGAACAAGAAUGGUCACUAUUACGUCCAUUAUACUUGAUUAAAAAUGCUUAUGGUGAAAAUGUUUUGCGUGUGCGUGGGCCGCGCUGCACUUUCAAAUGCUGUGCAAAUGUGGAAUUUGAUAUUUUUGCUAUGAAUGGAGAUAAGAUUGGAAAAAUUUCAAAGCAGUGGACAGGUAUUAACAAGGAAAUGUUUACUGAUGCUGAUUAUUUUGGAGUGAAAUUUCCAAUCGAGUUAGAUGUGCGAAUGAAGGCAGUUAUUUUGGCCGCAACUUUUCUCAUUGACAUGGUGCAUUUUGAAUAUUAAGAAAUUGCUAAAAAUGAUAAUUUGAGCUUAGCCAGUACAGCAUAUAUUGCUUCAACAUAAAGGACUUAUACAAAAUACGUAUACUCAACGCGCACAUUAACAUUAUUUCUUCCAUAAAGCGUUCACUUUUUAUGCUUUUCUUCAUCUUAAUGCUAACGAAGUACUUACAAACUCACCUGCUCACAAAUAAGACACCGAGAAAAGCCUUUUUUACACUAUUUGAGAAUAUAUAUUUUUUAAUAUUAUAUUUACAAUUACAAUCUAAAUAAUAAGGUUAAUGCUAUAUUUAUAUUGCAAAUAUUUUAAAUAUUGAUAAUGAUGCUACUUAUGCAAUCACUUGACAAAUGAUAAUAAAGUUGCAAUAAAUCA
Messenger RNA from Bactrocera tryoni, 1407 nucleotides. Its product is annotated as phospholipid scramblase 2-like. NCBI's taxonomy places the organism in Eukaryota, Metazoa, Arthropoda, Insecta, Diptera, Tephritidae. Gene Ontology annotation, molecular function: phospholipid scramblase activity. Gene Ontology annotation, biological process: plasma membrane phospholipid scrambling. The record is from RefSeq and is a predicted model, not a curated record. Gene Ontology annotation, cellular component: plasma membrane. The transcript has 4 exons. Bases 280 to 1038 code for a protein of 252 amino acids.